AUGUCAAAAAGAAGCUGGUCAGAAGCUGAGAAUGGAGAACAGCAGUUUCCUCCCAUGAUUUCGAGGAAAGUCAAGGCCUGUACAGCGUGUCGGAGACAAAAGAUCAAAUGCUUGAUCGACGAUAGAGGUCCGCCUUGUAAACGAUGUGCGGAAAAGGGUUUGUGUUGUGUUCUGGGCAAGAGUCUACAGACUAUUCUGGAUGAAAAGUCUCAGUUAUCACAAGAUGUGGCCCAAGACCUUGAGGAGAUGCAUAACUUUCUCAAACAGGUUGCUGGGAAACUCGACCUGGAACUUCCGCCUCUUCGAUCAUCCAUUGCAACAGCAGAACGACCAAAAGACGAAUCGCCAGCUCAAUCAAACAAAGGCCAUCAUAUCCCAUCUCGCGACAAUUCACCAAAACCCAUGCCAGAGGACGACGAUUUGCCGUAUGCACCCAUUCACUCACUUUACACUCUUACAAAACUACGCGCUCUUAGAUCUCCAGAUGACAUCGACUCCCAGCAACAUCAGAGUCAUGACGAUAUAAUAACGAGACGGCUAGUAUCGUUGCCUGACGCAGAGAGACUCUUUGAAUUCUACAAGAAACGCCUCGACCCUUAUAUCUACCUUAUUGGCUGUCCAUAUGAGUCGAUGCAAGCGUUGCGGCAGAAAAGCCAAUUUCUCCUCGUGGCAGUUCUCACAGUUGCCGCACUCCAUGAUCCUACUGCAGAUCAUCUAUAUCCAAUCUGCAGCUCCGAGUUCAGGAGGCUAUUUGAGACGUCAAUAUUCGAAAGACGGCUUAGCAGAGAUUAUCUACGGGCGUUAUGCAUCGGAUGUUAUUGGCUGAGCGAUCUAUCGUGGAUGUUAUCAGGUCACGCCAUACGACGAGCAGCUGAAUUCGACCUUCACAACAGCUACGACAGAGCUAUCGAAAAGUCCAGUACAGAGGAUGCAGAGUGUGCCAGGAUCUGGUAUAUCCUUUGUGUUUGUGAUCAACAGCUUGCAACACAAUACGGUCGACCGUCGAUAGUACAAGAAGACGCUUCCACACAAGGUGCUAUAGACUUUUUGCGGUCUUCUGUCUCGAAUGACGAGGACAGAAGGUUGCUUAGUCAAGCUACUAUUGUCAGUAUCUUGAGGAGUAUCAGGGAGAUUUUUAGCUCAAACAGAGGGAAACCGAUUCCAAGGUUGCAUUUAAAUCAUAUCUCGCACUUUAGAUUGCAACUUGAUCAGUGGUUCGCCUUUUGGACAGAUCAAGUACAAGAACAAUGGCCAGGUAUUGGUGGUUUCCCACGGAAGGGUGUCGUUCUUCACUACAAUUUUGCGCAACUAUAUCUAUACUCACACGUCUUCCGCGGCAUAUCCAAAGAUGACCAUAUUCCACAUUAUUUUCUCGACUGCGCUGUGAACGGUAUAACGGCAGCCACAACGAUCAUUGACAAGUUCCUUCACGAUCCAGACAUCACACUUGGUAUAGUCGGCAUGCCAUCAUACGUCCAUUCCAUGACAGCAUUCGCAUCAAUGUUCCUCACGAAGGUAGCCAUCAAAUACCACGAUCUUAUCGCAAAAGAAAAGGUAUAUGAUUUGAUCACUGGUUUGGUACAACAGUUUCGGUCACAACCUGCUGGAAAGUGGCACUUGGCAGGUCUCAUGGCUAGUGGACUGGAAAGAAUGGCCCAGACAUUGAAGCCAGAUGUUCCGGCGGAUAUGGGUUUGCCGUUGAGUGUGGGGAUGGACCAGAGUGUCGAUACUGGAAUAUCGGGUGUUGAUAAUUUCUUUCCCGACUUGCCGGGUGAUUUCUUCUUUAACUACGACAUGAGCUUUGAGAUGCCAGCGACAUAG
This is a messenger RNA of Fusarium poae, 1821 nucleotides long. RefSeq lists its product as uncharacterized. Gene Ontology annotation, molecular function: transcription cis-regulatory region binding; zinc ion binding; DNA-binding transcription factor activity, RNA polymerase II-specific. Gene Ontology annotation, cellular component: nucleus. The transcript has 4 exons. Gene Ontology annotation, biological process: regulation of DNA-templated transcription; DNA-templated transcription. Bases 1 to 1821 code for a protein of 606 amino acids. NCBI's taxonomy places the organism in Eukaryota, Fungi, Ascomycota, Sordariomycetes, Hypocreales, Nectriaceae. The record is from RefSeq and is a predicted model, not a curated record.